This is a messenger RNA of Nicotiana attenuata, 879 nucleotides long. RefSeq lists its product as uncharacterized. The record is from RefSeq and is a predicted model, not a curated record. NCBI's taxonomy places the organism in Eukaryota, Viridiplantae, Streptophyta, Magnoliopsida, Solanales, Solanaceae. The transcript is spliced from 4 exons. Bases 1 to 879 code for a protein of 292 amino acids.
AUGGGAUUUGCGGAAAUUUGGAUCGACAGAGUUAGCAGGUUAAUUUCAACUAUCUACUAUUCUGUCAACAUAAAUGGGUCUCAACAUGGUUUUUUCAAAUCAAGCAGGGGUAUUAGACAAGGAAAUCCUAUAUCUCCUUCUCUUUUUAUAAUUGGUGCUGAGUUACUUUCCAGACUUAUGGACUCUUUGCUGGUGGAAGGUUUUAUCCCUUACUCUUGUGAGAAGAAAGGGCCAAUAUUAACUCACCUUUGCUAUGCUGACGACACUAUUCUAUUCUCAUUUGGGGAUCUUAUAUCUUUGAAGAUGAUGAUGUCAAAACUGGAGGAUUAUCAAAGGGCGUUUGGGCAGUUGGUGAACAAACAGAAAUCUGCUCUCUUUGUAUCCUCUAAGAUCAAUGACAACAGAAUUGUUGAUAUCAGAAGUAUUGUGGGUUUUUCACACUCUCAAUUUCCUAUGCAGGAUGACAAGGAGGGAGGUGUGGGAUUCAGGGCAUUGCAGGAUAUUUAUAACUCAUUUGCUGCCAAGAUGUGGUGGAACUUCAGAACAAAGAAUUCUUUGCUGACAGAAUUUUUAGAGGCCAAGUAUUGUGAAAGAAAGCAUCCAGUUGCUAGGAAAGCUUCGUAUAAUCACUCUCACUCUUGGAGGAGGCUAAUUGGCAUUAAAAAUGAGGCUGAAAAUUAUAUUCUGUGGAGGAUAUGUAAGGGUGAGGGGGAUCAGAACAAUUCUACCUUCAGAAGUGGUCAACUCCAUUUUGAAUAUUCAAAUACAACAAGACAAGGCAGAUUACCCGAUCUGGACACUGAACCCCAAAGGAGAAUUCACCUGCAAGUCAGCAUGGGACAAGACGAGGAAGCAGAAGAGCAGGGCACUUACCUGUGA